Messenger RNA from Chlorella variabilis, 2401 nucleotides. RefSeq lists its product as hypothetical. Gene Ontology annotation, molecular function: protein serine/threonine kinase activity; ATP binding. The coding region runs from base 159 to 1985 and encodes 608 amino acids. Lineage: Eukaryota; Viridiplantae; Chlorophyta; Trebouxiophyceae; Chlorellales; Chlorellaceae. Gene Ontology annotation, cellular component: nucleus; cytoplasm. Gene Ontology annotation, biological process: endocytosis; peptidyl-serine phosphorylation; signal transduction. The record is from RefSeq and is a predicted model, not a curated record. The transcript has 16 exons.
GACAUUUCACAGCACGCCCCGGGCAACAAGUUCGUUGUGACCCAGCCCCGUGUCCCGCAACCCACCGGCAGCCGUCCACAGUCUCCACGGCGCAGCAGGUAGCAGGCAGGCUAGAAGGGCAGCCAAACAAGUGCGGCCUUGUCGGCCUCAGAGCAGCGAUGCCAGCGGAGGGUGUGCCAGAACAACCGGAGGCCGCCAAGAAGGAGCAGACCGACGCGGCAAAUGCGGCGAUACCGGACAAGGUGCAAGUGGGCGGCAGCCCGCUGUACAUAGUCGACAAGAAGCUAGGCAAGGGCGGGUUUGGCCAGGUGUACAUGGGUCGUCGCCAGCAGCCCACCAAGGAGAAGGACGGCGCAAACGCCAACAUGGUUGCGCUCAAGCUGGAGCACCGCAGCAGCAAAGGGUGCAACUAUGGGCCGCCGUACGAGUGGUCUGUGUAUGGCGCGCUGGGCAACAUCCCAGGCGUGCCCAAAGUGCACUACAAGGGGCGGCAGGGCGACUUCUACAUCAUGGUUAUGGACAUGCUGGGGCCCAGCCUCUGGGAUGUGUGGAACACGCAGGGGCAGGUCAUGUCACAGGAGAUGGUGGCAUGCAUAGCUGUGGAGGCCAUCGCCAUCUUGGAGCGGCUGCACGCCAAGGGCUUUGUGCAUGGCGACGUGAAGCCGGAGAACUUCCUGAUGGGGGCACAGGGCUUGCCCAAUGAGAAGAAGCUGUGGCUGGUGGACCUGGGGCUAGCCACACGGUGGAAGGACGCGGUGUGCGGCACGCACGUCGAGUACGACCAGCGGCCUGAUGUCUUCCGGGGCACCGUGCGCUACGCCUCUGUGCACGCCCACCUUGGGCGCACUGCUAGCCGGCGCGACGACCUCGAGUCGCUGGCCUACACGCUGCUCUUCCUGCUGCGAGGCCGGCUGCCAUGGCAAGGGUACCAGGGCGACAACAAGGGCUUCCUGGUGUGCAAGAAAAAGAUGGCCACCUCGCCUGAGCUGCUCUGCCGCUACACGCCGCCGCCAUUCCGGCAAUUCACCGAGGCAGUGGUCAACCUCAAGUUUGAUGAGGAGCCCAAGUAUGCGGCCUACAUGGAGCUGUUUGACCCACUAUGCGGUCCUGCAGGGCCUUCCCGCCCUCUUAUGGUGGGGGAGGGUGCUGAGGGCACCAAGGUGCGCAUGCAGCAUGUGGGGCAGAAGCGCGGGCGGGAGGGUGGCGACACCGCCGACCUGGAGCUGCCCACACCCAAGAAGCGGAUACGGCUGGGGCUGCCCGCCACGCAGUGGAUCACGGUGUACAACGCACACCGCCCCAUGAAGCAGCGCUACCAUUACAACGUGGCCAACAACCGUGUGCAGCAGCAUGUGGAGAAGGGCAACGACGAUGGGCUCUACAUCUCUUCUGUGGCCUGCUGCCAGGACCUGUGGGCCCUCAUCAUGGAUGCCGGCACCGGCUUUGCGCAGCAGGUCUACGAUCUCAGCAACCAGUUCCUGCCCAAGGACUGGAUCAUGGAGAAGUGGGAGGAGGGGUACUAUAUCACUGCCAUGGCAGGCUCUGCCACUGGCAGCAGCCUGGUGGUGAUGAGCAAGGGCACGCCCUACACGCAGCAGAGCUACAAGGUGUCCGACUCCUUCCCCUUCAAGUGGAUUAACAAGAAGUGGAAGGAGGGAUUCUUUGUCACCGCCAUGGCCACCAGCCACUCACGCUGGGCGGUAGUGAUGAGCCGCAACGCUGGCUUUGUAGACCAGUGCGUGGAGCUGGAUUUUCAGUACCCGUCGGAGGGCAUCCAUCGGCGAUGGGAUGCCGGUUACCGCAUCACCAGUUGUGCCGCCACCCCUGACCAAGCAGCCUUCGUGCUCAGCGUUCCCAAGCGACGACCAAUGGAUGAGACGCAGGAGACGCUUCGGACGUCUGCCUUCCCCAGCACGCAUGUCAAGGAGAAGUGGGCCAAGAACCUGUACAUUGCGGGAGUGGCGUAUGGCCGAACAGUCAGCUGAGGACAGCUCGCUGGCCUCAUUGGCUGUGCAGGGCUUUUCGCUCAGGGCUCACCAGCCUACCGCGCCGCCGUGGCCAUGCUGCUGUACUGCCUCCAUAGGUUCUGACGCCGACGCACUACGAGCACUCCUCCUAUUGAUCUACCGCAUUGUCCUGUUGACCGCUGCUGCUCCUUUAUUCUCUCAGAUGUGCUUCUGUGCACGUACGCUGUACCAUCUCAGGCUGCCAAUGGCAACCCCGUAUCUGUCAGACCCUAACGCACAUGUGUGCGUUGCAUUUUUGCCCGCUUCCAUACUGCUCGUCCCCUUUUCUUUUGCCCUGUCCCCUCCUGGUCCCCUGCACCCAUUUCGCGCCUCUUACACGGAACAUGUACCGACAUACCUUGCACCAGCAGGAGCAGUGAAUGGCAUUAGAAAUC